This is a messenger RNA of Neopelma chrysocephalum (saffron-crested tyrant-manakin), 6471 nucleotides long. RefSeq names its product ring finger protein 216 (gene RNF216). The coding region runs from base 523 to 3303 and encodes 926 amino acids. The record is from RefSeq and is a predicted model, not a curated record. Gene Ontology annotation, molecular function: zinc ion binding. Lineage: Eukaryota; Metazoa; Chordata; Aves; Passeriformes; Pipridae. The transcript has 19 exons.
GGUAACCUGAAGGUUCCUGAAGACGUGCAUCCAACUUGUUAAAUAACUGCUUAAAAGGUUGCACUUGGACUUAUUUGUUCUGUUAAGCCUUUUAAAGUGAGAUUCAGGACACCUUAAAGAAAAGACAAAAAGGAAGAAAAACUACUGAGGAUUUGGAGAGGAAAUGCUUUGGAGAGGAAUCCUUUCUCCUGGAGAGCUCUGUGAAGUACAAGUAACAGAGGAGCACUCUGCAGCUUGAAACGAGCCAGGAAUUCACCUUGCUCGCAGGCUACCAGCAGACACGUUUGCUGCCCGCAGGCACAAAGUAGGAGUUGAUGCUCUUCUGUCAACGUAGGAUCUUAAUUCCUACCUCCCCUGCAGUGCUUUCUGUCUGGUCCUGUUGCCUUGAGCUGGAGCCAGGAAAGAACACUUUGAGUCUAGUCCCAUCUUGGGUAUGUGGGAGUUCAAGAUUUCAAAUGCUUUCCUCAUGUGAGCCUGCCUGCCAUGCCUGGGCACUGACACUUGUGGGUACAGCUGUUUAAAAUGGCAGAGAGAGGUGGGAAUGAAGAAGUGAUUAACUUGAACAGCUUCCGCAGUCACAGAGGAAAAGACUGGAUAAACCACAGGGAUGAAGGCCUUGUCACGAUAUCAGAUUCCUCGGAUGAAGAAUUACCUUCGUCACUGGAAACGCCGGAAAAGCAGCAGCCUGAGGAAGAUGAUGAUGAUGAUGUGCUCAUCUUGGCAGAGAUCCCGAAGCAUCAGCAGCCUCUGCGUGCCAAUGUCAUCAGACCUGCUGCUCCAUGGCAGGGUGCAAGCACUGGGGGAGAAGGAGGAUCUAAAAGUGCUGCUGAGCCCUCGAGGAGCACAGAUCUGCAGGAUUCAGCCCUGCUGUGCCAGGGAGACGGGUAUAAUCACAUGGUGGAGGGCAGUGCUGGACCAAGCAGGGAUGAGAGUGUGAACUUUGCACUGCAGCAGCCUGGACCCUCUGAGCUUAAUGGCCCCAGCUUUGAACUUACAGGUAAGCAGGAGCCUGGUCCAAGUUUGGUGCCACCAGUAAAGAUGAGUCCACAGCCUCUAGUUAACACAGAAACUGUGAGUCUAGAGAAUGCAGACCUUCCAGCACAACAGGAGGAAAAGGUGGAAGCCCAGGAAUGGCGAGAGAACGUGGAGACAGAGCAAAACCUCGAAGGAACAGCUGCUGCAACCACCACAAACCAGGAGACCCAGGAGAACAGCCAGCUGCAACACCGGUACUUCCCAACGCUGGAAGACGAGCCGCGCGCUGUAGCAAAUGGUUGUGCUCCUCAGCAAGGGCAGCCGGAGGCAGACCCAGGAUCUUUGAGGGCUUAUGGAGAGAAGGCUCCUGGGCCAGCCUUCCCCCGACCGGAGCCACAGCAGGACGGGAUUCCAGGCCCUGCUUCUCCCCAGCCGGCGCAUCCGCCCGAGGAAACGGGUCAGCAGGGAGGGAGGGACAAUGAGCAGCCGGGCCCGGCCUUCCCCGCACAGGGCUCUCAGGAACUCGGCUCCAGCAACGUGCCAGAACAAGGAGCUGCUGGGCAGGAGCAGGACCUCACUGCGCUGCUCAUCAGAGAGACAGAAGCAAGAUUCCCAGAUGUGACGAAGGAAUAUAUUGAAGAAUUAAUCAUCAUCAAGAACUGCUAUGACUUAAAUGUACUUUGUAACUUUCUUCUGGAAAAUCCAGAUUACCCAAAGAAGGAAGGCAGAGUGGUUUUGAAUCCCAGCAGCAGUCUGCUUGCCAGCCAAGAUGAGACAAAGGUGCCUAAAGUGGACUACUUUGACUUUUCCAAACUUGCCCCCCUCGACCAGCGGUGCUUUAUCCAGGCAGCUGACCUGCUCAUGGCAGACUUCAAAAUGCUGAGCAGCCAGGACAUCAAGUGGGCACUGCACGAGCUCAAGGGACACUAUGCAAUCACACGAAAGGCCUUUUCAGAUGCUAUCAAAAAAUGGCAGGAGCUGUCUCCCGAAACCAGUGGGAAACGAAAAAGGAGGAAAGAAAUGAAUCAAUAUUCAUAUAUAGACUUCAAAUUUGAGCAAGGGGACGUGAAAAUUGAGAAGCGCAUGUUCUUCCUGGAGAAUAAGAGACGGCACUGGAGGUCCUAUGACAAGCUCUCUCUUCUCCCACCGGUGCUGCUGGAGCAGGAAUUCUAUGAGCAGAAAGUGAAAGAGAUGGCAGAGCAUGCAGACUUCCUCCUGGCUCUGCAGAUGAAUGAGGAACAGUAUCAGAAGGACGGGCAGAUGAUCGAGUGCCGCUGCUGCUACGGGGAGUUUGCCUUCGAAGAGCUGACUCAGUGUGCAGACGGUCACUUGUUCUGCAAGGAGUGCCUAAUUAAAUAUGCUCAGGAGGCAGUUUUUGGCUCUGGGAAGUCAGAGCUCAGCUGCAUGGAAGGCAGUUGCACAUGUUCCUUCCCCACCAGUGAGCUGGAGAAAGUGCUUCCAGAGAACAUCCUCUGUAAAUACUACGAGAGGAAAGCUGAGGAGGAGGUGGCUGCUGCCUGUGCAGAUGAGCUUGUCAGGUGUCCCUUCUGUAACUUCCCAGCUUUGCUGGACAACGAUGUGAAGCGGUUCAGCUGCCCUAAUCCCCGCUGCAGAAAGGAAACGUGCCGGAAGUGCCAGGGGCUGUGGAAGGAGCACAUGAACCUCACCUGUGAGCAGCUGGCUGAGAAGGAUGACAUCAAAUACAGGACAUCCAUAGAAGAGAAGAUGACAGCUGCCCGGAUUAGGAAAUGCCACAAGUGUGGGACCGGCCUGAUUAAGUCCGAGGGCUGCAACCGCAUGUCGUGCCGCUGCGGCGCCCAGAUGUGCUACCUCUGCCGGGCUGCCAUCAACGGCUACGACCACUUCUGCCAGCACCCCCGCUCCCCCGGGGCGCCCUGCCAGGACUGUGCCAAGUGCUCCCUCUGGACAGAUCCCACAGAAGACGAUGAGAAGAUAAUCCAGGAGAUUCAGAAGGAGGCUGAAGAGGAGCAAAGGAAGAAGAAUGGAGAGAACAGCUUCAAGCGGAUCGGCCCUCCCGUGGAAAAGCCCGUAGAGAAGAUCCAGAGAAUUGAAGUAAUCCCUAGGCCUGUCCCUCAGAACUUCCACCAACCCCGGAUGCCCCCGUACCCCUUCGUCCACCCGCCCUUCCCGCUGCCUCCCGUCCGGCCCAUGUACAACAACAUCCCCCUCAACAUCGGCCCCAUCCCCGCUCCCUACGUGCCCCCACUGCCCAACAUGAGGGUGAACUUUGACUUUCCCCAGAUCAACGUGCAGCUGGAGCCCAACUUGCCUAUGCACUUUGGCCCUCAGCCCCGGCACCGGUUCUGACCUGGAGAGUCACUGCAGGGCAAAGCCACCCUGUCACAUCACCCUCUUCCCGCUCCGCCCCCUCUGGGUUUAGCCAGCAGCCAGGGGACUCAGUGUCCCUGCACUGCACCUUCUCCAGGGCUUAUCCAAACCUUUGCAAUCCAACAUUUCAACCUGUGCUGCAACAGGGCUUGGUGCUGCAUUUCCAAGGGGUGGAAUUCCACCCUGUGUUGGGCAUCCAGAUGUUUUGUUUUGACAAAGCCUGUUCAGGGAGCUGGUGGGAGGGAAAGUGAGGCUUUGUGGAGCACAGGGAUACAGCCGUUCCUCGGGGGCUUUCCAAAAAUCCCGCCUUCCUGCUGGCCAGAGCAGCUGCUGCACAGUCAUGUGAGUCUUGGGAGAAGGGUGGAGAGACUUGGCAUCUGAGUAAGACUUUCAGAAACAAGGUAACAGGAGGUGGCUGCCUCGGCCUUCUGCCUGCAGAGAGGCACAAGGCUGGGGUUCCCAUGUUCUCCAGUGUCCCUGGACCCUGCUGGCACCUCCCAGCAGAAAUAAACCGUUCAAAACCAAGUCAAUCUUGCAUUUUUAACAUUCCACUCUGGAAGUGGAGUGAGGGGCUGCAACAUCCCAUUGCUGAGAUCUCAGUGGGAAGCACAGAGCCAUGGUCUGUUUGGGAGGUGUUAGCAAGUGGCAGAUUUGGGCACCCAAAUCCUUGGCUGGACUGAACUUUCCUCCUUUGAAGGGCUCAGUCUUUUCCCCCAGAAGUGGGUGCUUCCAAAAUGUUGCCUUUGCUUUGCUGUUCUCCUCUGGCAUCCCAGACCUCCCCCAGCUUCUGGCUGCAGUGCUCAGACAGAAGCUGGAACCACCUGGAGCUGAAGCUGUGCCCUUUAUUACAAAAACUGCCUGGGAAGCACCCGGAUAGAUGUGUAGGCAGUGCUCUGUGCUGUAGCAGGAAAAGUGGGAAUGACUCCCAUAGCUGUGCAUGCAGACAGGGUGGGCCAGGAGCCCCUGCAGCUGAACCCCCACAACCCAAAAGGCAACUGUAGCCUCAUGCUUCAGGAAGCUGGCUGCUUCCAUGGCACUAAAUAACUUCUGAAAAUGUGUGUGUCAGCUUAAUUGGCUUUGGAAAAGCGUGUUAAAAGUUAAACCUGUGUAUUGCAGGGCUUAGGAAGUGAGGGAAAAGCAAAACUUCCUUGUGAGAAGCGGCGGGUGCAGUACUGGGCUGUGGGAGGAGGGUGGCACAAAGCCUUUCCCCCACAGCCCUUGGCUGUGCUGUCUGGUACAGGCCCCUUCUAGAAAAGAAAAUGGUUGGAGUGGAAAAAAAAAACCUCUUCUUGGGCUGCUUUUAGCAGCCCAGUUGUGCUGUUGUUCUCCAGAUGGUUUGUUCUGGGCUUCAUCCUGUUCUGUCCUGCUGGGAACCCUCUGGGUGCAUUUCUCCUCCUGUUAUUCCCCCCUGUAUUUGAGCAUCCAGGUGUUUUGUGGGUUUAAUUGUUUUUUUUUCAGGUAAAAUUCCCUAUCUCCACCUCACAGUUCCUGCCAACCCCCCGCGUGCCGCUCUCCGCAACCCCGGCCCCCGUCGGGCGUGCAGGGAGUGCUGGGCACAGGGUGUCGGUGGGAUGCUCCUGGACAGGAGCCUGGGACAGCAUCUGGGGGCUGUUGUCCCCAGGAAGAUCUCCCAGAGGCAACUUCCAUGCCUGUUGGAGCUCAGACAGCAAUUUUUCCCGUUGCCUGUGGGUCGAACAUACCCUGUGGCUGCUCCGCUUGGCUCGUCCAUGCCGUGGUCUCUCUGGCAUUAAUAACCAACUGCUAUUCCUUUGCUGCUGGAAUUUUUCUUUUUUUAAAUUAAUUUAUUUCUGGGGGCUGUAGGAGCUUUAUGACUUGCUGCUUGGCUGGGUUUUAGCCAGGUUUAAAUGCUGCCUUUCAUCGAGUGAUUCCUGUGAUAGCCAGGAGCAGAGUGUCCUGCUGGAUUUGGGGAGGGAGGGAUGUGUCACAGCAGCAGCAGGGGACAAGGAAACAGAGACAGGUCAGAAGAAGCAGAGGGUGCUUCCCUUGUUGAAAGGCAAUCCUGUUUUUUUAAUAGGUGAGAUUCUUUGGGCUCAAGGGCUGGUUUGGGUGAGCCCACCAGGCUCCCUGAGGUGUUGGCCCUUCCCCAGAGGAGUUGGGGGGGCAGCAGCUGGGGCCCAGCUCAGCUGCUGAACCAAUGGCCCAAACUAUGAAGGAAAUACAAUGGUGAUCCAGCAAAAAAUGGUGGUCCAGUCCCACCUUUUAGUGCAUAUCCAGGGGUGUGUGGGCAUGGAGAACUGAGCCUUGGCAGAGGGAAGUGAGGAGGUGGAGCAAGGAGGAAUGGAGAAGCAUCAGACAGAAGUUGGUGACUGAUCCAUCAGGGUCACUGCUGCCCUGGUUAUGGUCCUAGAGGAACCUGGAGGAUGUAGGGGAAGAGGGGACUGCGAUUCCCGUGUUCCCUUCCAAAACCAAGAGCUUAUUUGGGUCCAAGAGAAGACAAAUCGGUGCCUGGUCUGUGAUGUGCAGGUGCACCGUGCCUGGCUCUGGGCUCCCUGCACUGCUCCUCUCCCCAAGGAAACACCCCUGGCACCAAAAAAAUUUGCAGCCAAAGCUUAUGGCUGCUCCUCCCCUCUAACGUGAGAGACCUUGAGUUGUGGUUUCUGAAUCUCUGUUGAUUUAUUAAAAAAAAAAAGAAAAAGAAGAAGAAAAAAGCCCCCAAACUUACUGCACAACCACCAGAUCCAGCUGUGACCUGGUCUCUAACUCCUCCAUUCCCUUUUCCCUCCUGCCCCUCAGUCCUUGGAACUACUUGUUUAAAGGUUUUAAAGGUCAAAAGGCAUUGGGGAGGUUGCUGUGCCCAGGCUGAUCCCAUAACAGGUACUUCUUAUGGCUAAUUGCAGUGUCCCAUUUACUUGCCUUAAAGGUGGAGAGAGAAACUUAGUAUUUGCACUUAGCAAAAUGUUGUAUUAAAAGAAAAAAAACCUGUAAAGAUGUGCAUGUUCUGCAACUUUGUAUAACAAUAGCUGAAAAUAAAUAGGUGGUUUAUUUAAAAAAAAAAAAAGAAAAAAACCCUAAAAAUAUUUUUCUUUACAUUCUGGUAGUAAACAGUUCUAAUAUUCUGUGUGUAAAAAGUUCCUGUAUUAUAUUGUAAUUUGAAUUUUUGUAAAUAAAUUUGUGCACUCUGGCUUU